Molecule: messenger RNA, 264 nt
Organism: Racocetra persica
Lineage: Eukaryota; Fungi; Glomeromycota; Glomeromycetes; Diversisporales; Gigasporaceae
Source: the annotation of a GenBank genome assembly
AAGAGCUUGCAAAGUGGGCCAAAGAAAAAUUUGAUCUUGACAAUACCCCUAACCAAGCAACACUUUCACGAAUUCUUGCUAAACAAGAUGAAUAUCUCAAGAUGAAUGAUAAAAAAGACCUUAGGAUCAAACGCUACCACCAAGUACUUCAACCACAGCUAUAUGAAGCAUUAGCAAAUUGGGUUUUGCAAUACCAAGCAAAAAGAAUUUAUUUAACUGAGGAAUUAAUAUAUGAAAAAGGAAGAAAACUUGUUAAACAACUUG